AUGACUGGAGAAACAGAAAUACCAGACACAGGUGCUGUAUUUACCUUUGGAAAGAGUAAAAUAGCAAACAAUGCGCCCAGCAGGUUAUGGCUGAAGAGUGAUAUACCUGUGCACAUCUCAUGUGGGCAGUCACAUUCAGCCUUUGUAACAGAGCAGGGUCGUUUGUUUGUGUUUGGAGAUAAUAACAGAGGCCAGCUUGGUCUGCAAACCAAAGGACCAGUGACUAAACCGGUCUGUGUUAAAGUUCUUAAAGGUGAAAGAGUGCAGUCUGUUGCCUGUGGGACAGAUCAUACACUCGUAAGCACCUCACAAGGAGAAAUACUUGCAGCUGGAGGAAACAGUGAUGGACAGUUGGGAUUGGGCCACUGUAAAGACAGCUUCUCUUUCCAGCGGCUCCGCCCCUUUUGUGACUACACUCCAAUCAGAUUGCUCUCUGCAGGUGACCACACCUCUGCUGCACUUACAGAAGAUGGCAGGUUGUUCCUGUGGGGUGAUAACUCUGCGGGUCAGCUUGGAUUUGGAAAUGACAGCCAUGCCUUAUUGCCUAAAGAGCUAAAAUUGGGGCAAUCCGUUCACUGGGUCUCAUGUGGAUACAGACACUCGGGUCUGGUCACAGAUAGCGGGGAUGUUUACACUUUUGGGGAAAGUGCAGAUGGACGGUUGGGUCUCUCUGCUCAUCAGCUGGCGAAUCACAGUCAUCCUCAGCGGGUUGAGUCUCUGCACAGCGUUCUGCGGGUGGCAUGUGGAGGAAAACACACACUCGCCCUCACAGAGGACGAGUUAUAUUGCUUUGGCGGUGGAGAGUUUGGACAGUUGGGGUUAGGAACGCUUGUGUUUGUAGCAGAUUCACCGGUGGCUGUCGGCCAUUUCAGGAAAGGCAGAGUCACUCAUGUCACAUGUGGAGAACAGCAUAGUGCACUUAUAACAGAUAGUGGUCUUCUGUACACGUUUGGAGAUGGCCAUCAUGGGAAGUUAGGCCAUGGAGAUGAAAACUUCACCAAUCAGUUCAGUCCAACUGUGUGCCAGAGGUUCUUUGAAUACUCAGUCAUGACUGUGGCAUGUGGUUCCAGUCAUAUGCUGGUGUUCGCACGGCCACGGCAACAGGAAAGUGAAGAAGUUUGUUUGGAGGAUGAAGACGUGACCUACUCUUACCUGGACAGGUGUUAUACCUCAAUGUUACAGGGGCAACCAUUAGAGCAUAUUCCAGACCCUGAAUCUGCUCUCAGUUCACAAUCAAACUUUCUCUCCUCACCUCUUCCAACCUCUCACCGCUGGAGCCUAUCAACACGUGCCAGACGCAGACAGAGGGAGAGCUCAUCUGCACAGUUUGGUCCAGAAUUUAGCAAUCUUCCUCCUCUUACAACCAGCUAUACUGCACUAGCUCUAUCAGGCACCAUCCUACAGCCCAGAUCUUCAAAAAGCACUCCAAAACACAUUAAUACUGAUGCCCCUGUGGAUAUCUCCAUCACAGUUCAUGCCAAGGAACCUUCAUUCACACCCAUCACCAAGAGCCCAGAGGACUGCCAGUGUGUUGAAACAUCUGAAAACAGCCUGUCAAACAAGACUUCUGCUGGAAGGGAAGAGAAUGUUUCUCAGCAGGUCCUGCCCACUGAAUUACAGGAUCCUUCUGUUUCACAUCCAUCAAUAACAGAAUCUCAAUCAUCAAGCAAUCUAAUGCUAAAGAAGCCCAGGUCUGGAGAUGUAGAGAACACUGCAGAAGUGGAGGAACAUUCUUCUGUUACAGCACUACGAAGCAAAGUGCAACCCAAAACAAACAAAAAAACUAUCCAGAGUACAAAUAAUAAAUAUAAAGAUCAAGUAGAAGUCAAAUCAUCUCCAGAUGGAAUAUCAGCAAAAGAAAAUGAGGGACUUGAUGAAACUUGCAGUACUAAUUUUGAUUUAAAGGACGCCGUUUCAAAAGCAGACACAUAUAGUAAAGAUUGCAGAGGUGAAGAGGUUAUUACUCUUUCUGAUACAGAGCAAGAGACCAAGUCAAGUUCAAUUAAGAUUCAACAGGCAAGUUCUUCAGUUCAGGAAGUUGAAAAAGUUAGAACAACACCCACAAGCACUCAAGAGGUUCAAUCUCCUAAAACCAAAGAGGCUGGUAUUUCAGCAAAAGCCUCAAAAAGGGUUAAGUCACCAAUCAAGGUUAGAGAAAUGCCCACUGGUGAGAUGGAAGUUAGUAAAGUCAAACCAACACCUCAAAUAGGUGCUCAAAGUGACGUUGAGCCUUCCAUUGAAAAGGUUGGAUUAACACUGAUCGACACACAGGAACAAGGGAACUUAACACCACACAAAAUUAUAGCCGAAAUGCAAAGCACUCCAGAAAAAGGAAAUGGAAGGAUAAUUGUUGACACCCCUAGUGAUCAUACAGCAAAGAAAGCAAAAAAGAAGAGAACCGCUGUGGAAAGAGGCCCAAUCGCAGAACCAUCACCCAAAACACCCAGCCCUCCAUCAGUUUCCAUACCCGCACGAAUGUCCAAAGUAAAAAAGGAGAAUGCUGUGGAGCCUGAAAACUCAAGUUUGCAGCUUAGAUCUGUAAUGCAAGCACAAGAAGCAACAGAAAAAGGGGAAAAGGAGAGCAUAACACCUCAGAGCUCAGAGAAUAUAUCUUUUCCUCCAAUAAAGAGCAAAAAAUCAGCUGCAGAAAAAAGCCAAUCAGCUUCCACCCUGCAGUCUGACCAUAAAAAUAGCCAGUCACCCACCGACAAAGCCCUUGCUGAACAGAAACAUGAAUUUCCAUCUAUUAAAAGCUUAGCUCCAGAGAGAAGCCGCUCAGUUUCCAAUUUAUGGUCCAAUAACCAAUCAGCAACCAAUAAAUCUUCCACCGCAAAAGCAACUGAAUCUGGUAAACUGUUCAGUUCAACAAGUUCAUCACCGCAGCUCAGGCACUCACCGCUUAACAAAAGGAAAUUGAAAACUGUUGAACCUAAAGAGCCAGUUUUGGUAACAGAGACCCCUCAUCAACAGUCUGAGCAGACCCUUAUGGGUAGUGUAGUUUCAGUGCUACCAGCUAUGGCUAUAGCUAGUGCUGCACCAUUACUGAUAAAAGCAGCUGAGGUUCUCUCUGAAACUUCACUAGUACAAAGUAAUGAGAUGUCUUCAUGUGCAUCGGCAUCUCAGGAAACAGCAGGAAAUAAGAUCCUGCCAGAGCAGGAAGUGGAACAGGACAGCACAGUUCAAGAUAUAUCAACAAUCGAGGAAACAGAUGACAACAGAAACAAACAGCAGAUCAUAGAGGACUUACAGAAUGAGCUAGUUUCAGAUGAAGUGUGGAGAGAUGAUAAUGGAAAGAUGGAUGAUGAUGAAGAUGAGAAAGGAGGUGAGACAGAAGGAGAAGAAAAAGAGAGUGUUGCUGAGGAGGAGGAUAAAAGUGAUGGUUGUGGGAAGGAAGAGGAAGACGAUGCUUUUGUAGACGAACCUGAAGUAGAGCGUGAGAAUGCUCAAAAAGGAGGAGAGGACAGUGAGGAAGAGGAGGGAGAAGAAGAGGAAAAAGAUGCAGUUGGACAGGAAAAGGGUGAUGAUUAUGGUGGAAAGAGCAGUGAAAUUGAGGGAGAGAAGAGUGAAGGAGGAGGAAGUGGAGACAUGGCUGAAAGUGAAGAGGGGGAGGAAAGUGGAGGACAAGAGGAAGAAGAAGGGGAAACUGAAGAUAAAGAUGCUGAAGAUGAGGAAGAAGAGAGAGAAAGCGGGGAUGAAGACAGUGAGGGGCAGAUUGAGGAUGAGGAGAAAUCCGAUGCUGAGGAAGGAGAGAGCAGUAAUGAGGAGGAAACUGAAGGAUCUGAGAGUGAGGAUGUUAGCAAGAAUGAUCGAUCUGAUGAAGAGGAAGGCGAAAGUGAAGUAAAUGGGAGUGAGAGAGAGGAAGAAGAGGAUGUAGAGGAAGGAGAACAGGAAGAGAGUGGGGUUGGAAAUGAGGAUGAGGAGGAAAAUCAGGAAGAGGAAGAGGAAAACCAGACAAAAGAGGAAGAAGAAGAGGAAAAUAAUGAAGAACUGACAGAAGAGGACAAAAGCGAAGACGAGGAGGGAGAAGAGAGUCUGAUAGAGAAAGAAGAGCAGGAGGUGGAAGAUGAAGAUGAGGAAAAAAUGUCAGAUGAAGGCAGUGAAAGACAGGAAGGAGGUGAACAAAUUGAGGAAGAAGAUGAAGAGGGUGAGAAAGAGGGAAAAAUGGAAAGUAGUGAAGUGACAUUCAGGGAAGAGGAAAAGACACAGCACAGCACAGAGACACAGCAAACAGAUGAUGAAGAAAAUAAAGAGGACAAAAGUGAAAAUGAGGAAGAAGAAGAUGAUGAUGAUACCGACAAGCAGGAAGAGAGACGUGGAGGGAGCGAUAGAGAAACUGAGGAAGAAGAAGAGGAUGAAGAAGCAGAACAGAAAGAAACCAGUGAAGAAGAAGAACAGGCAGAGGGGAGUGAAGAAGAGGAGGAGGAAUCAGAGAGAAACAGUGGAAAAACAAGAGAAUCUAGUGAGGAAGAAGAAGAACUGGAAGAAAAUGAGGAAGAUGAGGAGGAGGAGGAAGCAGAAUGGAAAGAAAAGAAACGGAGAGAAUCUAGUGAAGAGGAAGAGGAAGAAGGCGAGGAAGAAGAGGAGGAAGAAGAAGCAGAGCAGAAAGAAAAUGUUAAAAAAGAUAAACAUAGCAGCAAGCUGAGGGAAAAUGAAGAUGAGGAAGAAGAGGAGGAAGAGGAGGGUGAAGAAGAGGAAGAAGAAGAGGGUGAAGAAGAAGAGGAUGAACCUAAAAAUGAAAAUAAAAAUAUAAAAACUGGGAAAGAUGGGAGAAAACACAGGACAAUUACUGAAGAUGAUGAAGAAGAAGAGGGAAAUGAAGAGGAGGAAGAAGAAACUAAGCAAGAAAAAAAGAAUAUAAUAACUGAGAAAAAUAGACGCAAACAGACAGAAACUAGUGCGGAGGAAGAAGAAGAGGAAGAAGAGGGUGAGGAAGAAGAGGAGGAUGAGGAGGAAAGUGAGGAGGAAGAAGGUGAAGAGGAAGAUGAAAGUGAGGAAGAGAAAGAAAAGACCAAGAAAAUAACAAAACAGAAAGGCAAACCUAAUGUGUUACCUGCACGCCGGCAGACAAAUGGACAGACAGAAACACAGAAAACUAGGCAAAGAGGCAAACAGAAUGUUAAAAUGAGGAAGCAAACAGAUGGUGCUCAGGACCCUCAGUUCUGGAACAAUGUCCUUCCGCAGUAUCUAAACCUUAAAUGAUUCUGCACACAGACACGCUCAGGGAAAUAAGACUGGCCUGAACAUCUGCCUGCACACUUACAGUUUACAGACAUUGACAUUUUCAAGCCCGGGACACACCAAACCAUCAGGCAAUGUCAGGAGGUUGUAGAGCAUGGUUUAGCUUUGGGUUUUUUCAGUGUAUUCUGCAGCACUGGCUCUAGUCAGAUGUCAUCGGCUGUUUUCUGGCAGAUUCUGCAUGUCGAAUUGGAGGUAGAGAGGUGAAGAGGUGUGUGUUCUAGUCACUAGUGCAUCUUAUUUUGCCUUCUGUAAAUUAAGGGGGCCUAUAAUGCCCCUUUUUACAUGAUCUAAAAUAAGUCUG
This is a messenger RNA of Danio aesculapii, 5539 nucleotides long. RefSeq names its product retinitis pigmentosa GTPase regulator a (gene rpgra). The transcript has 13 exons. Bases 1 to 5199 code for a protein of 1732 amino acids. The record is from RefSeq and is a predicted model, not a curated record. NCBI's taxonomy places the organism in Eukaryota, Metazoa, Chordata, Actinopteri, Cypriniformes, Danionidae.